Messenger RNA from Lymnaea stagnalis (great pond snail), 10046 nucleotides. The record is from the annotation of a GenBank genome assembly. NCBI's taxonomy places the organism in Eukaryota, Metazoa, Mollusca, Gastropoda, Lymnaeidae.
GCUGUUGACUACAAUAUAAGGAAGUCUUCAUACUUCUUUCUAUUCUAUAUGGACUAUAGUUACACACAGUAUUUAACGCAUAUUUCUUAACUUACCUAUUUUUAAUUUGUUAAAAUUUUAGCUUAUGAAAUUAUAUGAAACAUUAAAAAAGAAUUGAGAAAGUAAUUUGUAAAAUAAAGGAUUUAAUUAAAAUUAGUCUUACUAUAAUUUUCAAGGCUGAGAAAGAGACCAAACUAUGGGUCAAUGCAAUGGUCAAUGGUCAUAGUCAUGUCAAUGUCAUGGAUACUUAAACUUAAACUUAAUUUAAAUUAAUUAAUUAAUUAAUGGCUAUUAAAGUUAACUUAUGUUUACAUUUUUCAUUUGCCUUUGAUUUACACGUAUAUUUUUUUAUAUUCGGUUAUAUUAUAUAUUUAGGAUAUAUUUAAUAUAUUAUACAGUCUAAGUCUAUACUACUUAAUCCUACUAAGCCUACUACUAUAUGAGUAUGGUGGGUCAAAAAGGCGACCAUCCCAGGUGGAACAUGUUACAUGUAUUAAAAUUAAAAACUUAAAAUGGACUUAUUUCACUUAUUCAUUAUUCAUUACUAUAUUAUAAGUACUAUAAGUCAUAAUAAGUAUUUAUUAAUUUAGGCAUUUUUUAUAUAAUAUAGCGCUUACCUUAAAUUCUUAAACUUAAAGCUCUAAGCGCUUUACAAUUAUUAAAAACAUGUAAACUAAGUAAAAUAAAAAAUGAGACACUAGGAUAGUAACUGCUAUACUAUAGAAACAAUUGUGUAUACCACAAAUUUGAAUUUUUUUUGUUGUUUUUUUAAGCUUUUUAACUUUACACUUUAGUUCAUAAAAUAAUACAUAUAUUGUCAUUUGAUGCCAACCAAAUACUGAUAUUAUUACUGUAGACUAGGAAGUAGUACAAAGUGUAAACGACAACAAUAAGAUUAUCCUAAAGUAAUAUUAAUAAUUAUUAAUAUAGAAUAAAGGCAGGAUAAAUAAAUCUUUAUUUUAAUUUUUUUUUAUUAAAACCAAUAUGAUCAAAUAAUGUUCCUAAUUGCCUAAAUAGGGCAAUUGGCCUAACUGAGAUGUAUGGUAAGCCUAAUAAAAUUAUUUAAUAUGAAUAUGCUAUUUCAGAGUUGACAGAAUGGNAGGAAGUAGUACAAAGUGUAAACGACAACAAUAAGAUUAUCCUAAAGUAAUAUUAAUAAUUAUUAAUAUAGAAUAAAGGCAGGAUAAAUAAAUCUUUAUUUUAAUUUUUUUUUAUUAAAACCAAUAUGAUCAAAUAAUGUUCCUAAUUGCCUAAAUAGGGCAAUUGGCCUAACUGAGAUGUAUGGUAAGCCUAAUAAAAUUAUUUAAUAUGAAUAUGCUAUUUCAGAGUUGACAGAAUGGGCUCUCGUCUGAUUCCAGUCAAGAUGCGACAAAUUAUUGCCAAAAAACUUGGCUCAAAUUUCCGUGACGUUACUGAAAUAGUUGAAACUGCUGUGCCUUCUCCAGGCCCAAACGAAAUUCUUGUGAAAAAUAGGUAUUUUAAAUUAACUUACUUGACUCAGUGUCAAUAAACUAAAAGAUGAUAUGGAGGCAUAUAGGCUAAUAGACAUGAUUUUAGCCCAUAGCUAUAGUGUUAAAUCAGCUCUAGCUAUAUCCAGGUUAUUAGUCUUACUAACAUUGUGUCAAAUGGUCAGCAAGGUGCAUUCUGAAUCUGAAACAUAACAAAGUAAUGUACCGUAAAAAAAAAUGUGUAUAUGCUUGUUUGAGUUUCCAAAAAUUUCCAACUGAGAACUGCAUAGAAAGUAAUUAAUUCUCUGUAAAAGUUUUACUAUGUGUGAAGAUUUGUUGUUUGUAACUGCAUUUUUAAAUUUAUUUUACACAGAUUUCUUGGUAUCAACGCUUCAGAUAUUAAUUACACCUCUGGUAGAUAUGACCCUACACGUAAACCCCCAUUUCCAGUUGGAUUUGAGGUAUUAUUUUUAAUAGAUCUAAUAAUAAAUUCAUAAGAGCUUAACAAUAAAAAAACUGUCAUGUGAUAUUUGGAUUGUGCUUUUUCCUAAAUUAAAGUAUCUUUAAAUAAAAACAUGAUAUUUCAUUAUACAAUUUUUCAGGCCAUUGGAGAGGUAGUCACGGCUGGACCUGAAGCAAAAACAAAAGUUGGACAGAAUGUUGUAUAUUCCAAAUUUGGAUGCUUUAAAGACUAUGAAGUGAGUGACUAUGAUACACAUUUAACCAUUCAUCCCUGUGGCACUACAGCCCAUGUACAGCAUGCCUCACCACAUCCUUCCACUCGGAUCUAACUGAUGCUUUUCUUUUCCAUGCUUGGAUUCCCAGCUGCUGUAGAUCACUCUCCACAUCAUCCAUCCAUCUCAGCCUAGGUAUGCCUUUGAGCCGUUUUCCUCUGGGGUUUUGGUGGUGCACCCUCUUUACUCCUCUAUCAUUUGCAUUCUUUCUAAGUGUCCAGCCUGGAUAGCCUGCCCUUUUUUAUUUUUGGUACUAGUGUGGAAUCCUGAUAUAGACUAUGCAAUUGCUGGUUGGUUCGUAUUCUCCAUCCAUAUUCAUCCAAUGUACACAUUUGAUAAAUGAACCAAAAAUAUAAAUAUUUCCUACUGCACCAAUAAGUUUACAAUGUAACUUAAUUUAGAAAGAUCAUUUUCAGCCGCAUAUCAUGAUAACAAUAUCCAAUACUCUACACACAAUUCAUUUCAAAAUACUUCAAAAAUAUAAAUAUUUCCUACUGCACCAAUAAGUUUACAAUGUAACUUAAUUUAGAAAGAUCAUUUUCAGCCGCAUAUCAUGAUAACAAUAUCCAAUACUCUACACACAAUUCAUUUCAAAAUACUUCCCAAUAAUGAAUGAGUACAUUUUCUGUUUAAAAACUGAAAUAUAAUACAAUUGUAAUAAUUGAUGAAUAUAAUUAUCUUAUAAAAUGAAAUGUCUUAUAAAGAUGAUCAACAAAACAGAAAUAAAAAAAAAGGAGGGUGAUGGAAAUCCUUUUGAGAAUUGAACCCCCAUCCAUUUGAAUGGCUGGCUUCUUUACCAAAUGACCAUAAAACAACGUAUAUUGCUAGGAAUUAGACACAAAUUAAAUAGACAAAAAUUGUAUACCCAAACUAUCUACCAAACUAUCAAUUUAGAACUAUAAUUGUUUAUUAAUAUUUUGUCUAAAUGAAAAUUAGAUUUUAAGGUCAUGGUUUGUUUUAUGAAUGUUUCAUUAUAAGGUUAUCCCUCACCUUGACUGAAAACAAAACCCCCAUCCCUAGGGAAAUAAAAGUCGGAUAAGGCCACUUUCGAUUUUGUCCUGGACCACUCCAUUCACCACUAACAAUGUCUAUAUCAAGUCAUUUUGAGAACAUGGGCUAAGGCACAGCUUAAAAAUAAAUAUUUUUUUACCAAAAAAAUUGAAAAAGCUAAAAAAAACUAAUCUCAAUGAAAAAAAAUAUAGAUGUCCAGAUUUAUGUUAGUCAAAUAUUAUUUAAAAUUUUUUUGACUAUAUUGUUUCUAAGCUUUUUAUAUUCUAAAUGACUUAACCUCUUUGUUGUUAAAGGUUGUUGAUGACAAAUCUGUUAUGCCAAUCCCAACAAGUGAUCCAGCUUAUCUAACCUUUAUGGUUAGUGGAUUGACAGCCUCUAUAGCAUUGGAGAAGGUAAGAAAAAAAAGUGGAUUGACAGCCUCUUUAGCAUUGGAGAAGGUCAGAAAUACAGUGGAUUGACAGACUCUAGCAGUGAAGAAGGUAAGAAAUAAAGUGGAUUGAAAGCCUCUUUAGCAUUGGAGAAGGUAGGAAAUACAGUUGAUUGACAGACUCUAUAGCAGUGGAGAAGGUAAGAGAUAAAGUCGACUGACAGCGUCUAUAGCAUUGGAGAAGGUAAGAAAUAAAUUGGAUUGACAGACUGUAUAGCAGUGGAGAAGGUAAGAAAUAAUGUGGAUUGACAGCAUCUAUAGCAUUGGAGAAGGUAAGAAAUAAAGUGGAUUAACAGACUCUAUAGCACCGGAGAAGGUAAGAAAAAAAGGGAAUUGAAGCUUCUAUAGCAUUGGAAAAGGUAAGAAAUAAAGUGGAUUGACAGAUUCUAUAGCAUUGAAGAAGGUAAGAAAUAAAGUAGAUUGACAGCCUCUAUAGAAGUGGUUCGCAACCCGUGGGUCGCAACCCCUUUGGGGGUCCAAUGACCCCUUUACACUGGUCCCCCUAGUCCAUUGGAAAACGCAUAUACUCUACAGUUGUGAAGUAGCAACGAAAAUAAUUUUAUGGUUGGGGGUCACCACAACAUGAGGAACAGUAUUAAAGGGUGGCGGCAUUAAGAAGGUUGAGAACCACUGAUCUCUGGCAUUGGAGAAGGUAGGAUUUAAAGUGGAUUGACAGCGUUUUCAUCAUUGGAGAUGGUAGGAAGUAAAUAAAUAUUUUGACAUUAUGUUUAAAGAAUUAAUAUGGUUUCUUUAAUUUGUAAUAUUUUAAAGAACUAAAAGGUAGGCUCAUUUAAAAAGUAUUAUUCAAUAAAUCUGUUGAGUUCUUUUUAUAAUCAUGGUAUUUUAGAAAUGCAAUUAUCUGCAAUAUAAUAUGACAUAUAGAAUAAUCAAUUGAGACUAAAUAUUUUACCAAGAAAGUUAUAGAUUGGAAGAAAAUGUUUUAUUUACUAAAGCCAUUAUAUACAACUAUUGUAUAAGGAAUUGAUAAAUAAAAUUAUUAGAAUUUGUAGUAUUGCAACAUAGUCUGACGAUGCUACUAUUAGUUAAAUAAACACAUUUUUUAUUUUUUUAUUAAAGAUUUUCAAUAAUAAUAAGAAACAUUAUAAAAAUAUUUUUGUUAUAAGAUAGUUUCUCAUUAUCCAGCAAUGACUUUAUCUUACAUUCUAAAAUUAUUAUUUUUUCUCAAGAAUGGAGAUCUUUUACCUGGAAAGACUGUGCUUGUUACAGGUGAGAAAAUUAAUUUAUUUUAUAAAUGCAUUAAUACCUAUGAUGCCAAAUCAUAAACAUCAGUUUCUAUCAAUAAUGGCCUUAUAGAUGUAGAUCAUCAUUCAGCUGCUAUAGCUUUAUAUAUAUAAAUAUUUAAAGGGUUUUAUAAUUUUCUUCACAAUGUAUGAAUGGGGUAGUGCCAUUAUGAAUUGAAAUGAUUUAAACAAUUUAAUGUACGAAAUUUCCUAUUUAUUAUUUUAAUUAGCUGCUGCUGGAGGAACAGGACAAUUUGCGGUAAGUUUUUCAAAGAAAUGUGUCAUGUUUUUGAUUUAUCAGAAUGUAUGAAAAUUAAUAAUUCAUCUUUAUACAGGGCAAAAGGCAAUGUUUUAAAGAUUUGUUAUAAUAAUUUGCUCAAGAUAUUUAUGUGUUAGUAGACUCCUGGUAAUAAAUAUCUGCUUAACGAUGUUGCAAGCUGCUUUAACUUAUGAAAUACUAUGCAAGAAAUUAAAUUUUGAAAUCAACGAUUUUUAAAGAUUUGAUCACAUUUAUAUUUUAACUAUAUUUAAGAUAAUGACAUCUCCAGGUUCAAAUAGCCAAACAGGCUGGCUGUCAUGUGAUUGGAACAUGUUCCAAUGAUGACAAGGCUCAGUUUCUCAAGGUAAACUAGGCCACUGUAGUUUUUUCAUUUAAAUAAGUUUUUGCACUGUUAACCCUUUGAACCUGCGAUCCUGCUUUAUCUAUCUGUGCAUUAACCCUUUACAGUACGAUGGGCCUGACAUAUGUCAAUUUUUUCCUUACGCCUACAGUCUGUUGCGGCCAAACCCGCCCAUUUUGAGGUUGUUUACUUUCAUUCUUAGCACAGCGGAAAUCCAUUGCGCAUUACUAUUUAUAGUUCUACCGGAAGAAAGCCUCUUUGUUGGCAUUUAUUUUGAUACUAUUUUGAACGCGGUGUGUUAAGGGCUCAUUUUCUACCAUUUUUUUAAAAAGUCAUGAUUUUUUCACUGUAAAAAAUGCCUUUCUAAGCCUUGGAUAAAAUUUUGAAAGAACUUAGGCCUAAUGAAGCUUCACUGUUUCAUAAAUCUAGCAGCGAUAGUGAAUAAUCUGAUAGAGGUAUUAAUUUAAAUGUUGCUACUAGUAAUAGUGAUUCAAGUGAAGAAGAUAAUAGUAAUAGUAGAGACAUCAAUGACAACGGACCUAUCAAUUCCACUCCAACUGAUCAGCAAGAUCAUGAAUGGUCAGGAAUUUUUCUCAAAUCAAAGUGGGAGGGCCCCCAAACUGUUUUUAGGUGCAAAUUUUGCUUUAAUCAUUUAUUUGUAUUUAGGUAUUUUUAAUUUUAUUUUCUUGCUUCUCGUUUAUUUUCUGUAAAUUAAUUUAGGAUAAAGAUCCUUCAUUUAAAAUGGAGUUAUGUCCCUUUGCUUGGUCGCUGGGAGCAGAAAAGGCUGAAUAGGUUUGGACUGUAAAGGGUUAAAAAUCCAUACCUACCUUAGAUCGACAAUCCGCAUAUAAUAUGUGUUGUAAAUACGGAGUUCAGGGUUUACCGUGUGACUUGCGAAAGGUCACAGUAAAGACUGCGCUCAUGGAUGCAUUGUUUUUAUUAUGUUUUAGUCAUGUUUAUCGAUGUUUAGAGGUGACGAAAAUACUAAAAACUGCUACUCUAAAGGACUCAAGCCAGAGUUUAGGUUUAUGAUAAUGUAAAUGAUUCAAAGGUUUAUUAUUGGGUUUUGAAAAAGGAUUGUAAUAAAGCAAAUAGACAAUGAUAGUGACGACUGAUUGACUUCAACUUCUAGUGCUAUUGAUGUGUGCUUUGGGAAUCAAAGAACCAACACCAGGUGUACCCUUAGUCCAAGCCAAGGCUUUUAUGAAAAAUCAGGGUCAUAUAAAUGAACUUUUACUACGCUAUUUUGCACCAUUUCUUAGACAAUUUUCUCCUUGUGAUACAUCUUAUAAUACUUAUGGACUACUAUCAGACAAAUUUAGGUUGAAACAUAUAAAAUAUAUUUAAUAUUAUAAUCUUUUGAUUUUGUUUGCUUGUGUGUCAGUUAGUGGAAUUUUUACCCAUGAGCCCAGGGGCAUGGGUAUUUUAGGACCAGGAGCCAAGGGUUCAAAGGGUUAAGUGAAUGCAAAAUGUUUUUCUGAACUUAACCUCUUUAUAAGAACGGUUAAAUUGUCCCAGUAAGUCUAAUUAGCGGUGAUCUAUAAUUCGAAUUAAAAAAAAACAAUAAUGAGUUUAAAUUAUUUGAUUAAAGCUUGUAUCCGUCGUUAGUGAAUGUUCAUUAUAAAGAAAAAAAAGAAAUUAUUAAGUCACUUCGGAAUUCACUAAUAUCACUAUUUUAUUUAAAUGUCUUCAUUAAAUUUUUAUUUACUGUGGCAUUAAGCAUCACUUUAAAUAGCUGAAAUGAAUUUUCAGUGCCCAAUCUUUUUCAUCCCCAGAGUAUUGGGUGUGAUCGGACAGUGAACUACAAGAAGGAAAACUUGACAGAUGUUUUAUCGAAAGAGUAUCCUGUAAUUAUGGACUUUUAAAAAAAUAAUUUUAUCACCGUCAUUAUGUGCAGUGCUGUUUGCUCUGACUAGUUACAAAUUCAUCAAAUUAUAGCUAUAUUUAGUUAAGAUGUAAGCAUACUAUUCAGAGGACACUUAUUCUUUCUCAAUUAUCUACUUAACAAAAUAUCUUAUUUUUAUUUAACAACAUCAUUAUGUGCUUCUUUUAAUUAAAUGCCUUUAUAAAUACAUUUAUUUUAUUUACUAAAGAAAGGAAUCAAUUAAUUUGUUAAAAUUCUUUUUUUUAAACUUCACAGAAAGGUGUAGACGUUGUGUAUGAAUCCGUUGGAAAUGAAAUGCUAGAUGCAGCAGUGAAAAAGUAAAGUCUGUAAUUAGAAAUAAUGUGUAAAAGUACAUGACCUCUUUUGAUGCCUUCUUACUAGAGUUUAACCGGGACAGUUUUUUUACACAACAUCUGGGUAUUUUGAGAAAAUACUUGGUGACUCCAGUUAACUUCACAUUUUCUGAAAGAAUAGGCCUACAGAUAGUCUACACCCUACCUGCCGCCUUUGAACAUUGGCCUACAGACAGUCCUACACCAUACCCGUGGCUCUUUAUUGAUUAAUGUAAUUGUGGCCUCCUUAAGGAAAAAAUUUAACCUUUUUACCUGAGUUGAAAGCUUUUUUUUUCACCCAGUACUAUUAAUAUAAAACAUGGGUAGGGGGAGGGCCGGUUGUGAAAAGUAAGCAGGACACACCAGUACCAAAAUAUAUAUAAGAGAUACUUAUAGUUGCAUUAUUUACAUUCCAGUUUGGCCAUCUUUGGUCGUAUCAUUGUGAUUGGAUCAAUUUCCAAUUAUGAGGGUGCAAAAAGUGAAGACUUCUCAACUAUGGAACAUUCUAGUAAAGUCAACAUUCCACUGUCAGUAAGUGGAUAAACAAUUUUGUUAGUGCUUAAUAAUAUAGAAAUGUGGAAACAAUUUCAUAUUCAUUUCUUUGAAUGUCUACAUAACAUAGAUCAGUCUUAAUAUGAAAAUUUUUUUUUUUUUCACUAUGUGAAUGACCCCAUGUUAUAUUAUAGUUAUAUAGUCAUAGUUAGCAUUACAUUUAUUGCUAAAUUUUAUUCUGGCAAUUCUGAUAAAAUCAGUAAAAGGAAUUUAUUUUUUAUAAAUAAUUCCCUACAAAACAAUAUCUCUAAAUUAUCUUAUUUCAACAAAACAUUGAGAUUGAAUUCUUAAAUUGCAUUACAAUUACAGUCACGCCUCAAAAUUUGUCAAUUUAAUACCAGAAAAGUUGAAUUAAGCAUCAAUUAACUACUCAACAACUCUAGAAUCUGAAUGUAACAAGUUGACAAUAUUAUUUCUCAUAAGCAAAACAACAACGAAAUCAUUAGAGAACCUAAUGGCUCCUUGUGUCAUUUAAAUUUAAUUUUGCUCACAGCUCCUCGCAAAAUCUGGCAGCCUCAUAGGUUUCUUCCUGCCACACGGUCGCAAGGAAUCAUCUCGUCAUCUCCAGCUGUUAACCUCCCAGUACCUUCAGGGGAAGCUGAAGGUGUUCACAGAUAAAGGUGUUGGUGUUCCAACUGGACCUUUCAUUGGACUGGAUAAAGUAGUGGAUGCUGUUGAGGUAAUUUUUAAAAAAAAAAUGAAUCCAAAAAAUUACAUGUCAUACACACAUUUUUAUUUAUCUUUGUAUGAUAAUAUCACUGAAUUCAAUCAUUAAAAAAAAAUACAUUAUUCGUGAGGCGCACAUGCCUAUUUCACGGACUUUCCCUUUCUCUUGGAAAACUUUCCCUAUUUUUGCAUAAUCUCAAAUAACUUUUCUCAACCUAUCAAUCAAAUGAAUGUUUGAAUAGCAAGUGAUAUGAAAUAGUUAUGAAGAAGCUAGAAUAUGUUUAGUUAUUGGUUUCAAAAUGUUCUAUUGUAAUAUAUCUAAAAGAUCCUCCAAAGUAUGGAAUGAAUUUCUGUUUUUCCAGUUUUGUUUUUUUUAACCUGUCAUUGAUUUAACUAUCUUUGAUUUACCUUUUGUUGAUUUACCUGUCAUUUAUCUGCCUGUGGUCAAUUUACCUGUCAUUGAUUUACCUGGUGCUGAUUUUUAUUCCAGUACAUGUACUCCCGAGGGAAUGUUGGGAAAGUCGUGGUUGAACUGAAUGAGAAAAGUGCACUGUGAAUAUAAUAUUUGAUGACAGUACCACAGUACCACACCACAACACACCUACUGAAAUGGCAGCUGAACAAAGCAAGAUUUACCUUGUGAUUUUUUCUCAUGUUUUCAAAAGUUUUGUUUACCUUUUCUCAAUAACGAGAGUCUCAAAAGGAUUUCAAUGACACCAUGUUGUUAAUUUUUGUGUAAUCAAAAAAUAAUUAUUUAAGAAAGUGUUCAAUUUGUUAGGUUUUUGUGUGUGAAACUUUGUGAAAAUUAGAAAAUAAUUUGAAAUUUAUGAUAUUUUUGUGUGUUUACAAACUGUAUAGUGGUAGCAGGAGAUACUAAGUUUGACUGAGAUACCAUGCAAUGUGGCACUUGGCUCAAGGUUUUAAUUUUAAAUGAUGUAUAUAUCACUUUUGUUUAAGGUAAUACAGAAGAAUAUUAACUUGACAUUUUAAAAAAUUUGAACGACCAUUGUGUUUUAAAAUUAUUCUUUAUCUCAUACCUGCAGUUAUAUUUCAGGAAAAUAUUCUCAUGUCAUUAAACAAUUGAAAUAUAA